CUUGCACUUGUCUUUUGAGCUCAGUUGAGUCGCAUCUCAGACACAGAAGGAAGACACUCCCAAAGCUGACGUGAAAAUUUAGCUGCAGUCAGAUUGAUCUCAUCAGUGCACCAGGACUGAACUUAAAAUGGGAACUCCUGCCAAAGAGAGACCCAGGCCAGAGAAUGCUAUCACUAUCGCUGUGUCGUCACGACUCCUCUUCAACAUGGAGGAGCAGCAGCCUUUCAGCCCCGGACCUGCCUUCUCCUUUGUCAAGGCUCUGGAAGCUGUGAACACUCAGCUGAGGGAGCUUUACCCCGACAGCGAGGAGCUAUUUGAUGUUGUGCUCAUGACUAACCAGGCACACGAUGACCAAAGACUCAUCAAAACCAUCAAGCAUCACCAGUUGUACAUUAAAGGCUACCGUUUGAAAGGAGAAAAUAGUCCCAUAAGCGACUUGAAGGCCUGCCACAUUAACCUAUACCUGUCUGAUGAUCCAGUCAGGGUUCGACAAGUUCUGGAGGCAGGUAUAGCAGCAGCCACCAUGGUCCCCCCAAAGGAGAUCACAGAGGUGUCUCAGACUGAGCUGCGUGUUGUCUUUGACGGUGACGGGGUCCUCUUCUCUGAUGAGUCUGAGCGCAUUUUCAAGGAAGGAGGACUGGCCCAGUACUUAGAGCACGAGAAGACACACGAGAACCAGCCUCUGAACCCUGGACCACUGAAAGGUUUCCUGGAGGUGUUAGGAAAGCUGCAGAAGAAGUUUUAUGAUAAAGGCCGUCGCAAGAACUGCCCCAUCAAGACCUACUUGGUGACAGCUCGCGACGCAGGCAGUGCUGGUUACAGAGCCCUGAAAACUGUGCGUUCAUGGGAUCUGGAGAUCGAUAGGGCUGUGUUUUUGGACGGGGAACCCAAGGGCGCCACGCUGGAGAAGAUCAGGCCACACAUUUUCCUUGAUGACCAGAUGAGACAUGUGAAUGGGGCAGCAGAAGUGGGGACAGUGGCGUGCCAUGUGGCCUAUGGGAUAUCUAACCUUUAAACAAAUGAAAUCUGAAAUAACAAAUAAUUCAUUUGAUGUAAGCUAGUGCCGUGAGUGGGCCGAUACUCACAGUUACACAGUACAAUGGCAGAAAAUGUGUUGUGCUUUUAUGCGUGUCUAUAAUCAUAUCUCUAUAUAUCCACUAUUGUGUACUUAUACUCAUCCUCUGAAUUAUUAUACUAUUCACUGUACCAUGCUGUUGUUUCGGUCAGAGGGGUUUCUCUGGAAUCGUUUUCUUGGUCUCUGUAGCUUGCAGAUAGAAUUUUCUCUCAGUGCUGAGAAAGUCUCCUCUAUUAAUGAAACGUGUGACACUGUAUUCAAGUGUUAAUGCACUCCUCUCCUCGGGGCCAGAAGCUCUAUGCUGACCUCUGACCCAGCUGAAUCUAUCCUUUGUCUAU
Messenger RNA from Micropterus dolomieu (smallmouth bass), 1413 nucleotides. Its product is annotated as cytosolic 5'-nucleotidase 1A-like. Gene Ontology annotation, molecular function: nucleotide binding; magnesium ion binding; 5'-nucleotidase activity. The coding region runs from base 128 to 1015 and encodes 295 amino acids. NCBI's taxonomy places the organism in Eukaryota, Metazoa, Chordata, Actinopteri, Centrarchiformes, Centrarchidae. The transcript is spliced from 7 exons. The record is from RefSeq and is a predicted model, not a curated record. Gene Ontology annotation, cellular component: cytoplasm; cytosol. Gene Ontology annotation, biological process: adenosine metabolic process; nucleotide metabolic process.